Exophiala oligosperma is the source of this 1635-nucleotide messenger RNA. RefSeq lists its product as uncharacterized. Lineage: Eukaryota; Fungi; Ascomycota; Eurotiomycetes; Chaetothyriales; Herpotrichiellaceae. The transcript is spliced from 2 exons. Gene Ontology annotation, molecular function: zinc ion binding; DNA-binding transcription activator activity, RNA polymerase II-specific. The record is from RefSeq and is a predicted model, not a curated record. Gene Ontology annotation, biological process: regulation of transcription by RNA polymerase II. The coding region runs from base 171 to 1556 and encodes 461 amino acids.
CACGACCUUGACACCCAAGAGCCGACUCUCGGUACUUCAAUGGAUGUUGGAGCCUAAUCUCGAAACGGGUACAUAUCGUAUUCAACCACACCGUCUGUCACCACUUCUUCAUCGCUGGCCACAUAUCGACUGGUGGUGAGCCUGGGUGACCGAAACGGACUGCGCCAGAAAUGGUAGGAGCAACGAUGACUGACAAAACGCGGCACGGAGCCAGUGAAGCGCAAAGGCUCAUGCAAGGAGUCUUUCAAGUAUCCAAUCACGCACGGAUUAGAGGUCUGCAAGCUCCAAAACCUCGAAGGACAACCGUCCAUGCACGAAAGUCUCAUACAAAGUCUAGAGCAGGCUGCAAAACAUGCAAGCAACGGCGAAUCAAGUGCGACGAGAAUAGGGUAGGCGGCUGCCUGAAAUGCCAGAGCCACGGCCUCGAGUGUGACUAUCUUGACGCGAAACUUCCCAUCACUGAGAGAAGAGUUCUGCCCAAGAGCGGGUAUGAGGAUCUGACUGCUGCCGCUACAGAAGCCUCCGAUUUGGCGGCUCUGACCAGGAUGACAUGCAUGUCAUCACUGAGGCGUCUGAAUAUCACCCCAGUUCUACCGAUCCCAUCUACGGUACGCCAACUGGAUCAGAUGACCCCGAUAUUGCAAACGCUACAUCAUUUCGACACUGUGACGUAUUGCUCACUGGGAUCGCAUCUGGCACACCAAGUUAUCAAAAUCUGUAUGCAUAAUCUUGUGGUGCAAAAUCCUUCGUUGCUUCAUGCGAUCAAUGGAGUAUCCGCGGCACACCUUUGCCAUCUCCUCCCAGCGAAUCAACAUCCCAAACAGUAUCGACAGAAUCGACUAACAGCUGCCUAUCACUGGAAGGAGGCAUUGCGGCUCUUCCGCAUUGACCUGGAAUCUGACGCCGUGGAUCAUUCUAUCGACGCCCUCAUAUCUACUAUGAUGCUCAUAUGUGUUCAUCAGUAUAUGUUGAAUGAUCCAGGACCGCACACAUACAAAAGUUUUGUCAAUGCACCUCUUGAGCGAAGGCGUGAGUGCCUUCAAUGGCUUGGAAUGGCCAAAGGCUUUCAAGCGGUGCACCAACGCCUGGGAGAUCUCAUGUGGCAAUCAAUAUGGACACCAGUGAUGAAAGAUGCAGACUACGUCGUACUCCCAUUGUGGGAUCACCUUUGUCAGGACGAGACAUGCACGUUGUUUCUAGAGCUUUGUGGGAUCACGGAGCGAUCAUCACCAGAAGCCAACCCUUUCUACACUCCCCUCGAACAUCUGUUCUUCUACCGUCACUUGGAACCUUGCGCGAACAACUUUGCCAAGUUGAUUACGUUUGUAGGGAAAGCGGACGAUAGAUUUCAGACGCUCGUUCUACAGCUUGAGAAACGAGCAUUGCUCAUCCUGGCUUAUUGGCUUGCCAUGAUGACGAGAAUUCAGCAGUGGUGGAUUAGUCGGAGGAGCAGCAGUGAAUGUAGGUCAAUCGUGGGCUACCUGAUGCAUGACGAAGAUAUAAGAGUCAGGAAACUACUGGAAUAUCCAGCCACUGUAGUGAGGAUGAAUUUGUAGUGAGAGUUGUCACUACCGUUGCUCGGUAGCCGCCCCAGCGUCACGAGUCUGCCUCAGGAAUGCAUUCAAAGAAUUCUCU